This is a messenger RNA of Striga hermonthica, 249 nucleotides long. NCBI's taxonomy places the organism in Eukaryota, Viridiplantae, Streptophyta, Magnoliopsida, Lamiales, Orobanchaceae. The record is from the annotation of a GenBank genome assembly.
AUGAACAGAACCGACAAGCGAGGGAUUUUCAACAUUACUGUCCCGGAGCUUGAGUACGUUUUGUACGGGUUCGAUAGCAUCCCGUGCAAAGCUGUCGUCAGGAUAAGCUUCGACGGGGAGUUGUGUCCCGCACUUGCUGACAAGGUGGGCUAUCUUGUGUCCGAAUUGAAGUCCGUGGGAAAGGCUAAUGGGCUGCUCGAACUCGAGCCGAGUGGCUGGAGCGUUCAGCCGUGUUGGUUGGAAGCGUGA